ACUAACAUUUCAUAUCGUAAAAUGUAAGCUAGUUCUUGUACAAGUUAGUAAAUUUUUAUAUAUAUAUAUAUAUAUAUAUUUUGCAGAAGACUCUAUGUUUGGAGCAGAUAGAUGUUCUCUGGAAGAAAGGGGUAUACUGGUGCUAAUGUCAAAAUGGCCAUAAAGAGCUGAUCAUCCCCAUUUCCGUAACAUCAAGGAGCGUACAAAUUGGACAAAUGAGGACACUUUGUCGCUGGUGUUAUUGCUGGUCGAGAUUCAGAAUGUCUUGGUUUUGCGUCGGACACGGAGAUCUAUGCUUUCCGAGUGUUCACAGAUGCCCAGAGUUGGAACGAACAUAGCUAGGCUUCCUGCUGGUGGGUUUUUGCACAGUUUUCCUUUACUUGACAGCUCUGAGAGUGGCGCUACACAGAAUCUACUGCAAACUGGGUCCUCGAAGGAAGACCCUGCUGUUCUUGGGCUUCUGGAGAUAGGUGAUGGCAGAGUUGGUGUUUACGGUGGUGACUCAAAUUGCCUGGACAGUAGCCACAUGGUCACCAACUGCCAUUGGCUCCUGAAGAAAAUGCUAGAUUUGACCAUUUCAAAUACCAAAGACCUUGUUGUACCUUUCUCGAAAUUUUCGAAGAGAUAUUCACCCGUAGCCACAGACGAGAACCAGCUGCCUUCUCGAAGAACUGAUGUGAAUUUUUCAACAUACUCUUCUGUGAUCGGAAAGGAGCUAAUCUGUCUGAGUGACUCCAGAUUUGAAGUAUGGGGGACUAAAGGGUAUAACUUACACAUCAGAGGAAGGAUCCGUUGGUUGCCCGGUUAGCGUGGCAUUGAUUUAGUUAGAGCCUUGAAUAAUACAAUGGAGAAUACAAGACCAGCACGUUGGAGAUCAGCUAAGGAUGAAGGUGAGCUUAGUUCUUCCCGGAGCAAGAAUCUGGGAGGCCUUUUCAAUAGAGACGAGAUUGACAUGUCAUUUCUUGUUGCUACUCGCUGGAUAGUACCUACUGGUGUUGCAGCUAGUGGAUCUCUAACCAGACAAGGCUAUAUGGAGAAUCAGACAAAAGAGGCGUAGGCGGAGAAGGGCAUCUGGGUCUAAUCGAUUAGCCUAACAAUAACAUAUAGCCGUGUCUGGGUCCAUUAGAUUUUGCCUGCGUACAGCUACAACACAUUUGACUUUUUGUUGCUUUUACUGCCAUUUACAGUGACCACAGAAUGUAGUUUCACUUUUACAUUUCCACAGCUGGCAAUUUUGUUUUAGGAAAUCAAUUUCUAAAAACUUAGUUUAGGCUCUAACUAAUGAGUAAUGACCAUUAAAAUAACAAUAA
Molecule: messenger RNA, 1310 nt
Organism: Brassica oleracea var. oleracea
Lineage: Eukaryota; Viridiplantae; Streptophyta; Magnoliopsida; Brassicales; Brassicaceae
Product: subtilisin-like protease SBT6.1
Source: RefSeq, a predicted model, not a curated record